Molecule: messenger RNA, 1743 nt
Organism: Leptinotarsa decemlineata (Colorado potato beetle)
Lineage: Eukaryota; Metazoa; Arthropoda; Insecta; Coleoptera; Chrysomelidae
Biological process (GO): nucleoside transmembrane transport
Cellular component (GO): plasma membrane
Molecular function (GO): nucleoside:sodium symporter activity
Source: RefSeq, a predicted model, not a curated record
AGUAUUGCGGUAGACAUGUCCUAGGUGGGUUUAAUGAAAGUGUUACAUUGAUGAUUUGAUUUUUACUUGUAUUUUUCAAGUGUGAAAGAUAACUUUAACAAGUGUAGUACAAGUGGAAAGUAGAAUAGUUGAUCAAUAAAAUUCACCGAGUGAGGUUUAGAGUGUAUAUAUUCAGACUUACUUACGAUACGACUUACUGAUUCAAAUAGUUGAUGGUUGAAGUUAUUUGGGCAGGUGGAUGGUAUUACAUCGAUGUUCAGCUACAUGGCUUUCGUUAUCAGCAGAGAUGGAUAUCUCUGAGGGUAUUGAAAUAUUAAUUUAAUAUUAUCACAAGUUGAUUGAUGACUGAUAGGCAAUAAUCAGUACUGAGGUUGUGUUCCAGUAAUAUACGGAAAAAGUGGAAGUUAUAUCUUUCCUGAAGAAAUGACAAUGUUGUUGGACUUCGAUCAAAUUCAAUAAUGGAAAAAUCAACUGAAAACAUCCUAACUGAUGAAAACAUUGCAAACGAAGAUCACCAAGUGAUAGAUGUCGAGAAUAAAGGACUGACUCAACCCAUACUAAUAACCGUAGUCAAGAAAAAAGCCAAAUCUUUGGUUUUCUUUUCAGUGACUACAGCAUUUUUUGCUUGGGCAACAUAUCAUUUCGUCAACAACUCAGGACCUGGAUCGCAAAAUUUUGCUGAUACAACAUGUUCAGGCUAUGGACUCCUCGUUAUUCUGUUCAGCUUUUAUAUGUUGCUGAUCGUCAACAAAUUGUUAUUGCGCCCCUAUUUGGUACCAUCAUUCAAGGAAGAUGUUUAUAAACCCAUCAUCCAAUUGAGCAGUAAGAUCAGAUAUGGUUCACAAAUCUUUUACAUCUCUAUUUUCAUCAUUGCCGCCGUAUAUUUGGCAUUCGAUACAAAUGAUAAUCGAGGGAGGCUCAUACCGAUUUCAGGUCUUUGUGUAUUUCUUCUCAUAGGAUAUCUCUUGUGUCCCAAUAAAUCUAAGAUUCGGUGGAGGAUUAUUAUUUGGGGACUGAUUCUUCAAUUUGUUUUUGGUCUGUUAACAAUCAGAUGGAAAGUGGGUCGUAAUAUUCUCCAGUGCUUUGGUGAUAAAGUAGAAAUAUUGCUAGGUUACGCCUUCAAAGGUGCUGAAUUUGCGUAUGGAUCAAUUUUGAUAGAAACAAAUGUUUUUGCUUUUAAGGCCCUCUCAACAAUAUACUUCAUCAGUUUUAUGGUAAAUAUUUUGUACUACUAUGGUAUAAUGCAAAAAGUAAUAGGAGUUAUUGGAGAUUUUUUGCAAUGGAUUAUGGGAACCUCUAUAUGUGAAAGUGUCAAUAGUGCAGCCAACAUUUUCUUGGGAAUGACUGAAGCACCUUUACUAAUUUCUCCGUAUCUGAGGGAUCUAACAGACUCAGAACUUUUCUCCAUAAUGACAUCUGGUUUUGCGACAGUUUCUGGAUCCGUAAUGGCUGCUUAUAUUGGCUUUGGCGCUAGAGCCCAGGAUUUGAUCACCUCCAGUAUAAUGUCUGCUCCAGCAGCUCUUUGCUUCAGUAAGCUGAUGUUUCCAGAAACGGAAGAAGUCAGAAUGAAUAAGGAGAAUAUAAAAUCAGUGAAGGUAGAAUAUGAAUCAGUUCUGGACGCAGCGAGUAAAGGAGCAGCAAAUGCAAUCGGAAUGAUACACGGUAUAGUUGCUGGCGUAAUAGCUUUCUUAGCUACCGUCUAUUUCAUCAAUGGAAUACUGGGAUGGUGUGGACAAUUGGUUG